Haemonchus placei is the source of this 930-nucleotide messenger RNA. NCBI's taxonomy places the organism in Eukaryota, Metazoa, Nematoda, Chromadorea, Rhabditida, Trichostrongylidae. The record is from the annotation of a GenBank genome assembly.
AUGGAACGCUUUUGCUGAGGUGCAGUGUUAGUUAGAAUCUUAAAGGCACAGUUUACAACAAAUGUGAGGUACCUUUUUUAGGUGAAAAGCGGAAGUGUUGAUGUCGAGGCGUACAUCGGUGGCAAAGAUAGCGAGAAAAUCUGCCUACUUCAGGCAUUUUAACUCACAAUAAAUCCAAAUCCAUUUUGAAAUUAGGGGAAUUGGAGGUUGUACAAAAUCACCGUAACGGGAAUGGCAUGUAAAAGGGGUGUUUAGACGAGAUUUAAUUUGCUCCAUUGAGAAAGAGAUCAUUCCAUUCGUCUACUCUCCCCGCGGACGGUUCGUUUUCUGCCAACGAUGACUUCGCCGUCAAACCCACCCAGCAGUAGCGAUACCCGUACAAGAACCUUCAUGAAGAUAGCCACCGUGAACGUCCGAGGACUAUGCUCUCAACAAAGACUCGCGGAUUUCGAAGCCAAUGUCAUGAACGUGAGAUUUGCUGUAAUUGGACUGGCUGAAACUCGAAGACUGAACCGUGAGCGCACUCAACUUGGAUCUAGUUUUGUGCUCUACAACAGUGGACGUUGUGACGGUGCUCCCACGUAUGCUGAUGUAGGGUUAUACAUGUCGUUACGUAUGAACAAAAAGCUUGUUGGUGUACGUUUUAUUAGUGAUCGCGUAAUACAAGCCGAAUUUCUUAUAAAACGAAGACGUCUCAGCAUUAUUCAAGUGCACGCCCCGACCUCUACAGCAACAGAUGACGACUUCGAGCGAUUCCUGGACGAGAUAGAAGCUGCUAGGAUAACUACGAAAAAUAAAGCGAUGCCUGAAAUCAUUUGUGGCGAUUUUAAUGCAAUUAUUGGACGUUCAGGAAACAAAGAAACUGCUUGCGGACCUUUUGGAACUGGUAAUCGGAAUGACCGAGGUAUUUCGCUGCUUCGACUCCAAUAA